AUGGGAGUUCGGAACUCUGAAGAACAGGAGAAGCGUCGAGAUGCAUUGCUUCAGCUCCGGUAUGCAGAGGAAAGUCUCACCUCCGAGACUUGUCAGGAGGUGCUGAGUGCAGCUACCAAGGCGAUGCUGAUCUACAAGGAGUUGGGAGACGAACAGAGCGCGGCGGAUGCACUGAAGGCGGUGAUAGCUGCAGUGUCUGUCAAAGAGGGCGAGGAGAAGGCCUUGGCCAAUGCUCAGCGGGAGAUGGAGAACUACAGGAAGUGUGGAGAUCGCUGUGGAGAGGCAACCAUGAAGUUGGCGCAAGCGACUGUCUAUCUCGAAAAGAACCGGCUACAGGAAGCACUCCGCUGGGCAAUGGAAGCUCAGGAGGAGUUCAAGGCUUCACAACUGACCGAGAAGGAGGUUUCAGCUCAUCUCGUCAUGGCAAGGGCUCUUCUUGCGAAAUGCGAUACUCCAGAGGCCCUGCAGCCAGUGGCCUAG
Messenger RNA from Cladocopium goreaui, 480 nucleotides. NCBI's taxonomy places the organism in Eukaryota, Dinophyceae, Suessiales, Symbiodiniaceae. The record is from the annotation of a GenBank genome assembly.